ACAAGUGGCUUGGCUCAUUUUCUUUUCCUUUAAUGAUUAAUCAAAACACCCAAAUUAAGCUACCUUUCCCCGAUUUCAUUUUCAACACUUCUGAAAUGAAAAUAAAAUAAAAAUAAGAGAGAUAAACUUCAAGAACAUUCCAUAUCCUUCCACUCACUAGGAUCCUAUGUUGGUCAAUGGAAACCACCAUGAACACCACCCUUGCUCCACCAAAAACCCCAGCUCUCCUCCCUCUCUUGGGUUUUCUCUCCUCUACCAACAGUACCAUUCGCAUCCCCCUCCAUUUUCGGUGCUCUGUCCAAGCGCCGCCGCCUCCACUGGUGGUCGUAGACAAGGCACAAAAUUGCCGGCGUCGCCGGAGAGUGGUUGUUGCCGGUGUUGGUGCCACUUGUGUCGUGCUUCGAUCGCUGUUGGUUGGUGGUUAUUGCCGAUGUGUGUUGUCGUUGUGAAUUGUCCUUCUCUGCCUUGUGCUGCUAUGCUUCUCCUCUCCAUCUUUGGUUAAUAAAGAAAAAGACAAAGAAGAGUCAAUGAAGAAGAUACAAUUUAUAAGGUAUGGCUAUAUAAGAUUAUUUUUGGGCCCAUUAUAUAUUUACUUGUCAAUUGUGAUAUUGAAGGCCCAUUGUAUCAAGUAAUUACGGUUCUUAAGAGGAGAAUUAUUAAUUAAGGUUGUCAAUUCAAUUGCUAUGGAUCAAGUUAAUAAUUCAUUGAUUACCGUUGUUGUGAGGUGAAUUGUCAAGAAAUGGUUAUGGGUUUCAAUAGAACAAGUGUGAUGAUCAAGUCAAGUAUUAUGGAUUCGUGGAAUAAUAACUAUUGUGAAGGGAGUUGAUUAAGAUUCAUUUUCAGUGAUUUUGCAGGUAUUGGGAAGGCUCAGAUAUAGAUCAAGGAGGUGAAUGUGGAAGAAACUUAUUGUCUGGAAUAUUGUGAGAGAUCCAUGGAUUUGUAAUAGUUUGAGUUGUCUUUGUUUAGAGAAUUUCAAUUGUGGGAAUUAAUUCAGGUUUAUCUCGUAAUUUAUUAGUCAGUGAUAAGUAUGUCUAAUUAGCAGCUCAAAAGAGCGGGCUGUUAUAGGUGGUAUCAGAGUCAAGGUUGAUUUUGGGUCUGCCAUGAUCUUCAUAUCAUAGCGUAUGAGAUGAAAAUAAGUUUAUUGGGUUUAUUAAGAGUCAAUGAGAAUAUGAGUUACAUCUGGGAUGACAAACUCGAAGACUUUUGUCUUCAAAAGAGGAAUUAUUGAAUUGAAAUGAAGAUCUAGAUUGAUGAUAUUUGGCUUGUGGAAUAUCUAUUUGGGAAUUUGAAAUUUAGGAAUUAAUUGUUAUAUUCUAAACAUAUGUUUUUGGAAUUAUGGUGAUUUCAUUGGCAUUAAGGCAAGAAGUGUUAGAGGAUUUAAAUUGGGAUUAUAGACAUUAGUUUGGUUAUUGUAGACACCUAAUUUGUGUCUCCCCUUUGGGAUGAUGACGAUACCAUUAUCCUUACUAGGUGAUUGGAAUAACUCCAGGCGGAAAUCCCAAUUGCUAAGAAUACUUCCAAAAUUCAAGAUCCAAAAUCCAACCCCCGAGACCGUUCCCCUUUCGGUUCUCGGUACAAAAUACAACUUUCCAAAUCCAAUUUCAAAAUCCAAGUACAAUCUCAUCUAGUAGACCAUCCCAUUGGUUUUACUAGGCCUUUUCCACACAAAAAAACGUAAGGCAACUCAAAUUCGGGCGCCGACCCACAAAACCGAGCAUGUCUGGCCCCGUCCCGUAAAACCGGAAUUCAAAACCCGAGAAAGGCUUGUUUUUAGACGCUAAAUGAUGCCUUAACCUCCAAGAAAAUACAAAACGCCAAACGUAGUACUAUUCGUACAACAAGUACAACACUACAAGACGAAACAAGGACGGAGCCCGCGUCCUUGCUUUGGCGGCAUUCAAGCCACGUCAGCAGCGCACUGCGCUGGUCCAGCGCCCUGCGCUGGCGUGUGCUGGCACCUUGCACCCAUUCCCCCUAUAAAUACCACUCAUUUUCAGCAUAAUGAGGAGGAGAACAACAAUACAACGUCGUAAUUUUGACAUUACGCCUCAAAAUACAACUCAAAAAACUCCUCAAAAACACAUACAAAAUUCCUAAAUUCAAAAGCAAUUGGGAGCUCUUGCCUAAACCUAACUAGGUAAAUCCGAAUCCCAUUCUAAUCAACUAUGUUGCUUUGAUUUCAAAAUGAUUAGCAAGUUGGUGUUUUUUUUAAUCAUUAAAAACACCACUUGCAACAAUCAUACAUGUUUUCCAAAAAUACAAACUUUUUCAAAAUACAAAAUGCAAACUUUCAAGAUUCAAGGAUGUCCAAAGUUGUUUACAAUCACCUCUUUGGACUAGAAUCACCUUCAAAUGUGGGGUAAUCAAAGAUGACACCUUUUAACAUUUAAAGGUUUAGUCUUUUGAGAUUCAAAACUCCAUUUUUCAAUAUACAAGUUCAAGUUUUCAAUUUUCAAGAUCUCACCAUGUUUAGGGUUGUUCAUGGUUACUUCCCUAAACUAGGAUCCUUUCAAGUUCAAAUUUCAAUUAUUUCAAGUUCAAAACUUCAAUAUUCAAGCUUUCAAGUUCAAGUUUCAGAUGCAAAAUCUAGGAUAUUUGGGUUGAGCAACCUCUCCCAAGUUGAGAUUUUUGGCUUUGAAUUCGUGUCGGGCGCACUUAUUUUUAAGGAGUCGCUUGGCGUUCGAAUCUCAUGUGCCCAAGUACAAAUUUCAAUUAUGCACCCUUCAAUAUCGCACCUUUCAAUACCGCAAUUUCAAUAUCGCACUUUCAAUACCGCGAUUUCAAUACCGCGAUUUCAAUUCCGCACUUUCAAUUCCGCAUCUUUACUUGCCUAGUCCAUUUCUAGGCAAUGUGGACCUACUCCUUAGUCCUUUUCUAGGGGGUCUUGUAUUUACUAAAUCCGCACUUCAUUUAGUAUUGUGAUGUUGUUUUAUUUGCUUUAUUGCUUUCGUCACCGCACAUGCUAAAUACAACAAAGUACAAAGGUUACAUCACGCUUAACAAAGAUAAUUUUUUGGACAAACCGGCCUUAGGUUCCUUAAAUCAAUCUUUAAAGCAAAGUGACCACCAUACAAUUAGAGAUUCUAUUUGCUCUAAAUUCAAACCCACAUAGUCUAAUCUAGGGUAUAUUUUCGAAAAAAUGUUGUGCCAACGUACUUGAAUAUUUCUAAAGCUCGCGGAAUAAGCAUUUUGUUCCCGUGCCCGGAUCUCACCCAUCCGUUUCGAGGAUUCAAAGUCUUAUCCAAAAUAGAGUCACUUGCGGUCUUUCCGAACGAGACUUUAAACAAUGUUUGGUGGCGACUCCUUCGAGGUACAAAAAUUCUAUGGUUUUCUAAAGAACCGCCCCUCUUGUAGAACGGGAAACAAGUAUUGCACAAAAAACCCCCUACAGUUAUGUAUUUGGAAAUGAUGGAUUAAGGAUAUCAAAUUCCAUCGCUCAUAUUGAAUAACUAUAAAUAGAGAUUAGAAUAGAUUGUUCGAGGUAUGUAAUUAGAGUCUGGUUAAGCUGAUUAUAAAAUAUAUUGUUCUUUACACCAUCUCCUGAUCAAGUAUUCCAGUGUGUUGCGAUUUUCAAUCUAUAUAUGUGUUCUCCUUUUUCUUUAAUCAGGUUGAGUAUCGUUAAUCCCCAAUCCAUUCAUUGCAUUCGAAAUCUAAUACUCAUAUACGACUCGUAUCUGUGAAAGUGUUCAAAUUACCUUGGUCUAUUCCAUACACUGUAAUUUGAAGAGAUAUAAUUUCAAAAUAGUAGGUAUUUUAUUCUCAAAUGAUCUAAAGUUUAUGUUUUGAAGUUUCGAGGACGAAACUUAUUCUACGGGUGGUAGAAUGUAAUAGCCCAAAAUUUUAAGCAGCUUUUAAUUAAUUGAUAAAUAUAUUUUAUUAGUUAAAUUGAGUGUUAACAUUUCGUAUAAAUGUUUUUAAGAGGUAAUAGUUCAUUUUGUAAUUGUAUUUUUAUGAUUAUUCAACAAAACUCUUAUCACCUUAUUUUAAAUACAUAUGAGGUGUCUCAAAUUAUGUUUAUUAGUGGACAAGUGGCUUGGCUCAUUUUCUUUUCCUUUAAUGAUUAAUCAAAACACCCAAAUUAAGCUACCUUUCCCCAAUUUCAUUUUCAACACUUCUUAAAUGAAAAAAAAUAAAAAUAAGAGAGAUAACCUUCAAGAACAUUCCAUAUCCUUCCUCUCACUGGGAUCCUAUGUUGGUCAAUGGGAACCACCAUAAACACCACCCUUGCUCCACCGAAAACCCCAGCUCUCUUCCCUCUCUCGGGUUUUCUCUCCUCUACCAACAAUACCAUUCGCAUCCCCCUCCGUUUUCGGUGCUCUGUCCCAGCGCCGCCGCCUCCACUGGUGGUCGUCGACAAGGCACAAAAUUGUCGGCGUCGCCGAAGAGUGGUUGUUGCCGGUGUUGGUGCCACUUGUGUCGUGCUUCGAUCGCUGUUGGUUGGUGGUUAUUGCCGAUGUGUGUUGUCGUUGUGAAUUGUCCUUCUCUGCCUUGUGCUGCUAUGCUUCUCCUCUCCUUCUUUGGUUAAUAAAGAAAAAGACAAAGAAGAUUCAAUGAAGAAGAUACAAUUUAUAAGGAGGUGAUUUCUAGUUGAGUGCUCGUUAUUGCAAAGUGGCCCCUACGCUUAGGUAUUCAAGGAAUUAAGGAUGCUACCUUCUAAGUUCACCAGUCUAGGAUACUUAGAGAAGAUGGAUAAUGAGACUCCUCGCACGUAUGUUCAGAAGAUCGUGUUUGCUUGUGACUAUUUGGCUUCGACCAAGAAUAUGCCCCACCUUAGGCACAAAGAUAUGAUGGCUAGUAUGAUUAUACAUUGUUUACCCCAUAAGAACCCUUACAUAGACCUCAACAAUAGGUUCAGUGACAUGCAUUAUGGUGAUGGUACCCCUAAUUGGUACAAAUAUGGGACUAGUGAUGGUAGGUGGAAGUAUGAUUCUGAGGUUCUUGCUACUAUCCUAGAGGUUGCGGAAAUUAGCUAUGAGGAUGGAAAGUAUUCUGCGGGUCUAGGUAUGGGCUAUGGAGGAAUAGAAAGUGAUGGUGAAGAUGGCAUGAUCCAUGAUGAGCAAGCUAGUGAUGUUGAGGAGGAUAGUGAUGAUGAUGUAGUAGAGAUUGAGAAUCCUAACCCUAUAAUUCCUGAACCAACCAUUGAGAUAUCCAGUGGAUCUGAAGAUGAGCUUGAAGAGAAUAAUGUGGUUGAUAGUGAGCCACAGCAAAAUGAUGAGGCUAUGGAUGAAGACUCGGAUCCGGAAGAAGACUUGGAUGAUCCUAAUGAUCAAGACUUUACUCCAGAGCAAUACAAGGAAAGAAAUGAUCGUCGUGAUGACGUUAGUCUCUAGAGAAAUGUAAUCCUUAGUUUUAUUUUUUAUUUUUUUUCGUUGAUUAAUAAAGUGGCAAAGCUACUAUUUAUAGUUUUAGUUUAUUAUAGUUGGAGAAUAAAUGUUAUGGCAUUAGUGGAUGUAAGACUUAUUCAUUGGAGUUUUAAUAAAAGAAUAGAAUUUCCAUUUUCGUUA
Messenger RNA from Spinacia oleracea (spinach), 5504 nucleotides. Its product is annotated as pheromone-processing carboxypeptidase KEX1. Lineage: Eukaryota; Viridiplantae; Streptophyta; Magnoliopsida; Caryophyllales; Amaranthaceae. The coding region runs from base 4644 to 5330 and encodes 228 amino acids. The transcript has 4 exons. The record is from RefSeq and is a predicted model, not a curated record.